Molecule: messenger RNA, 2971 nt
Organism: Pelodiscus sinensis (Chinese soft-shelled turtle)
Lineage: Eukaryota; Metazoa; Chordata; Testudines; Trionychidae
Gene: CIMIP5
Product: ciliary microtubule inner protein 5
Source: RefSeq, a predicted model, not a curated record
UCCUUGGAAAGACUUAAUUUUAAACAAACAGAAAUUCCGUCCUAAUGAGAGUUCAUAGCCUCGUCCCCAGCAACUGGUUUCCUCUCCCUCUGGAAUAAAUAUUCAUGAGCCGGCUUGGUUUCCAAUGGAGACAGUAAACACACGGCGGAAAACCAGCAGCUAUCAAGGAGUUCUAUUUCAGUGGCACACGCAGAUCAAAACUAACCCGGGCCAACACGACAACACUGCUACUAACACAGCAGCCAUUCUGGGGACUUUGAGACCAACGUGGAGUGGUUGCAACUGCACACACCAGUAGCUGGUGUCUCAGAAGCUGAGAAUUCGGAACUGCUGGCUACAGCUGGUAUCUCUAGCCUUUGAGAACGACUGUUCUUUUUAUGAUUAUUAUUACAAUGAUGCUUCCUCUUAGCAGCCCCCCAAAGAAGCAACAUAAACCAGCUGCUUAGUUGAAGUAGGUUAUUAAAUAAAGGAGAGACAAGAUCGCACAUAGGGUCACCUGUUGGAAGUUGGGUUCUUAGUACCGGCUCCUUGUCAAAUACUAAAAGAAAGUGCUAGGAGAGAAAGGAAAGCAGGAGAGAGCUGUGGGACUGGAAAGUCUUGGAGAGCAUUGCCUCUCAGCCUUCCGAGUGGUGACAGCAUAUCACAUAACAGGAGAGACGCAGAUGGGAAGCAGAUCAACUGGAUUUAGGAGAACCACCUCAGCUGGGUACCGGUUACCAGCAGCCAGACCUUUGGUGGAACUUGCCUCAUCCUCGUCUCCUCUCAGCACCGCCCAGCCUGGAAAAGCGCUGCCUGCCAGUCGGGUUUUAGCAAAACAGGCACCUCGGGCCCAGGAACAGGAGCAGGCACCACUGUGGAGGGAUCAGGUUCGGCAGGACAAGAUCUGGAGGGAGUUUAUGGAGGCUGAGCGGAGGGGAAGAAAAUAUUGGUACCAGAAUUGGGGUUUCCUCAAGGACUAUGAUCCAACGGGCAAGAAAAAGGAGCAGGAGCAACUUCCAGAGUAUGUGCCUGUGUUCUCAGACCAAAUUCCCAACACCACCAACCAGAUUAUCGGCAGUAGAAUGAACACUGAAAUUGGCAAAACUCUAGUAAACAUGGAUUUCUUCCUCAACAGUGGAAGGCAAAAAAAGAAACCUGAGCUCGAAUUCCAGCCCUCCUAGGAUUAGAAAGAAAAUAUCCCUAACAAGAUGUGUGGCAGAAUUCAAGCGAACAAUGUAAUUAAAUCUCUUUGUAAUGAAGUUACAAAGCAUCAAAUCCUUUUCUGAUAUCGCUGUCUUACAGGACAUUUUUUUCAUAAACAAAGGUGGACCUUGUGCUUAAUAUUCUUUUGGAAAAAUUCUCUUAAUAUUUCAAGUGAUCAGAUUAGAAUGGAUAUAAACAUGUACUGUUUAAGUAACAGGGUCCAAUCAUGCUCCCAUGGAACAAAAUUGCAUUAACUUCAGAGGGAACAAGGUUACAGCAGCAAAGAAACCCUAACUUACUUAAGUCACAAAAUCUUGCCAGAUGCAAUAUAAUGGAAUAUUUUUAAUUUUAAAGGAAUCAUUGCACUAGAUAACAGCAAGCCCUUAUGUUCUGUUUAGCUAGCUAUGGUUUUAUCACAUUCCCCAUCACCUCAAUGUCUCAACUCACCCCCAGAGAGCAAAACCCAAGACAAAAGCCUCUGUUCUCAUUGUUCUUCCUACUUCUGUAGAAGGGGAUGCAAUUUUUGUUCUUUAAUUUUCCAUUUUUUAAAUUUGUUUUUUCCUCCUCUCCUUUUUACGACCAUCACUUCCCUCCUCGUUCUCGUCUCCUCUUUUUCUGAUCUAGUUAUGUCUGGGGGAAACACUUUUGUCCUCAAGAAUGUAGCUGCCCAGGAAAAUCAUCAUCAUAUCAGGAGAGAGAGCAGUCUUUAAGCUACCUAGAGCCAAUUCUAUGGAGGGGCUCGAAGACAAACAUCAAGACUUUGUUUGACCUGGUACACUAGAGGGGAUGGUUGUACAGUGCAGAGCUCUGAGGGGAUGCAAAGAGCAUAGCUGUUUUCUGGACUACUUUUAGUUGUUUAAAAUUGGAGUGGUCAGACCAUGAUGAAAAGGUCUUUGGCAAUGCAGCUUGAAGUUCCCAAAAGUAUGGAUCACUGUAGCAGAGUCACCACCCAAGUACAGCAGGGCCCAGUGCUCUAGCCAAACUUCAGUGGAAGAGCAUCGUUCUGUAGCUGCAGCUACUUCAGACUCCAGCAGCAGUGGGCAGUCCAGAGGAGGAGACCUAUUUGACAGCUGAGCUAGACACCCUCAAUUGAAGGCAAGGUGAUGACAUUUCAGCAUGGCAAAGGGACAGUCUGGAGUGGAGCUCUCUGUGCAGGGUGGGUGGGGAGGAGAUACAAAGGUUGCUGUCACCUGCUGCCAUUUAAGACCAUGGCAACACAUGGUUCCCCUAAUGGCUUCACCUGUGUUUUAAGGGCUGGGGAAAGAACUGAUCCCUGUGAGAUGGCACAACUGAGCUCUCUGGAGACAGAGGAACACCACAGUCUGUCAGCAGCCUGAAAGGAGAACCGGCUCCAUUUCAGAGCUUGAAGGAGGUGCAGCAGUUUUCUGUAGUAAAUGGUCUCAAAACAACUGUACAUAGAUGCACGAAGCACACUCAUCACUCUGACCCCUCACCAUGACAGUCCAUGCUCUCUCCUGGGCCCACAGACUGCCUCGCCUUCCUCCCCCACCCCAGGAUCUAAAAGAGGUAGAGAGGAGACCAGGUGCUCCCUCAUCUCCACCCUGACCAGCAGAGUUUGCUAGCUGCAAAAGGGAAUUGAUGCUGCCCCAUGCAAGCACAGAGAUGUGCUCGUUCUGUGUGCUAGGAAGUCCAGCACUGCAUCCAGAACUAGCUUGUGCAGCGUGCAAUUACCAUUAGGUCUUUGGAAACUAACAUCCAUUUUAGCCAUCGGGCUUUCUUGUGCAAAAACACUGGCCCUCUUGCACGAGUAUUCUUGCGCAGGAGGGCU